CCCCUUUUAAGUUUAUGCUGUACAAAAUAAGAAAGGGGAAGCCCCAUUUUGCGCGAAUUUUUUUUUCUUGGCUGGCCUGAUCCUCGCGGGGUUGCUUUAACAUGGCAAGGAGAGGGCACGUGAGGACACGAGUCUAGCCCACGUGAUUGCCCCGCUGCCACGAAUGCCUGCAUUUUUGCGACAAGUCCAUGGUUGCAAGAAUUGUCGCUCGUCACGUUCGGCUCGACGAUGACGCGGCCGUUGGUCCUGCAGCGGCAGCAGAAGGGGACGCGAGCAGGGGAGAGGAGCCGUCUGCGCGUGUUGGAAGCGGUCGCCCAAGUGGGGAAGCAGUCGCCUAAGUGAGGCGUUACAUAGACGUUACGUAGACGCUGUACAAACGCAGCGCAAACGCACCGCUGACACACCGCUGACGUGCGCGCCCAGCUCGCUCGCGAAGCAAAAUGAAGAAAAAGUACGGCGUGCUGGGCGACGAAGACCACGCCAGCGAUUACAACGAAGGGGUCAGGUACAGAGAAUACAAAAAGAGCAUUCGGAACAUACAAAUAAAUUUUGAGCAGUCGCUUAGUGACCUCAAGGAAAACAUAAACAGCUACGAAAAUGAUAGGCUGAAAAGAAGUGCACACGCAGAAUGCCCUCCAGAAUUUUUUUCCAGCAAUAAAAAAAAAAUAAACGAAUUGGAAAUUUUGUACCAAAAUGGAGUAAACACUCUGGAGGUGAUGAAAAAUCAUUUUAGCCACAAUCAAACGUACGUUUUGGAAGUGUCCAGAUAUCUGAGCAUUUUUGAAAAAUUUAAAAUUCAAUUACAGAGUUUGAAGAAUAUGUUUGACAAGCUAUGCGCUCACAACAGGAGUAAUUUUUACCCCCAGAAGGAUUGCUCAUCUGUGGUGUACAAGCAUAAUGAAAUAAACCACGUCAUCAAGGAGAGAAGUGCUCUGCAACAUUCGAUUAGCGAGCUGGACCAGAUGAUUUCCAUUGGCCAGGAAACCAACUGGAAGCUGAAGUUGCAGAAUUAUUCCAUCACACAGCAAAUGAAGAAGAUUAACUUCCUAAAUGAGCAGCUACCCAAAAUACAAAAAAUUAUAAAAAAUAUUCGCUACUACAGUACUAAGAGGACGGUUAUCCUCGCGGUUACUAUUGCCUCGUUCAUUUUCCUUUUUUUUAUGUUAAGGUAG
Plasmodium vivax (malaria parasite P. vivax) is the source of this 1172-nucleotide messenger RNA. RefSeq lists its product as hypothetical. The transcript has a single exon. Gene Ontology annotation, molecular function: SNAP receptor activity. Gene Ontology annotation, cellular component: cis-Golgi network; Golgi medial cisterna; SNARE complex. Gene Ontology annotation, biological process: endoplasmic reticulum to Golgi vesicle-mediated transport; vesicle fusion. Bases 441 to 1172 code for a protein of 243 amino acids. NCBI's taxonomy places the organism in Eukaryota, Apicomplexa, Aconoidasida, Haemosporida, Plasmodiidae. The record is from RefSeq and is a predicted model, not a curated record.